AUGGAUGCUGCUAAUCUCUUUAAGCCUAUGCUUGCAAGAGGUCAGCUGCGGUGCAUUGGCUCUACAACUCUGGAGGAGUACAGGAAAUAUGUGGAGAAAGAUGCUGCAUUUGAGAGUCGUACUAUUCUCACUCUAGUCGCUUUAGAUUCUUCUUCUCUCGACUCGUCGAUCACCGAUCACUUGCUAUAUUCAAGUGAGUUACGUCACCCAGGGGCUAGUUGGAAUUUGUUUUCAGAAGAAUUGUGCAAGAGGUUUGCAGAAACUACUGGAGAGGAAGUAGUAGAGAUAUACAAUAAGAGCAAACAACUGGGCUCCAUAGAAGAAUAUCAGGAGAAAUUCGAAGAACUCAAGUCACAGGUGCUGGAAUCAAUGAAGACUGGCAGCAGGGGCAAAGGGACUGUGAGAAAGGAAACAAAAGAAGCAUUGAAGCCUGUUGAUUACAGGAAGUUGGGGAAGAGAAAGGCAGUGGUCGAGGCAGAUAAAAAGCCAGCUAUGAAGAGGAAGGCAGCUAAGAAAGACCCAAACAAACCCAAGAGGCCCCCGAGUGCCUUCUUUGUCUUCCUCGAGGAGUUCAGGAAAACUUUUAAGAAGGAAAAUCCUGAUGUCAAGGGCGUUGCAGCUGUCGGGAAAGCUGGUGGAGAGAAGUGGAAAUCCAUGAGUGCAGCUGAAAAAGCUCCAUAUGAAGCUAAAGCUGCGAAAAAAAAGGCCGAGUAUGGAAGUCUUGUGGAUGGGUACAACAAGAAGCAGGAGAGCUCUGCUGAUGAAGGUGGCAAAGAAUCUGAGAGAUCGAAAUCUGAAGUUCAUGAUGAAGAUGAUGAGAGUGUGCAGGAGGAAGAGGAUGACGACGGGGAGGAGGAGGACGAGGAGGAAGAAGAUGACGAUGAUGAUUGA
Fraxinus pennsylvanica is the source of this 891-nucleotide messenger RNA. NCBI's taxonomy places the organism in Eukaryota, Viridiplantae, Streptophyta, Magnoliopsida, Lamiales, Oleaceae. The record is from the annotation of a GenBank genome assembly.